This is a messenger RNA of Grammomys surdaster, 1100 nucleotides long. It is a transcript of the gene Plcxd1, whose product is annotated as phosphatidylinositol specific phospholipase C X domain containing 1. Lineage: Eukaryota; Metazoa; Chordata; Mammalia; Rodentia; Muridae. The record is from RefSeq and is a predicted model, not a curated record. Gene Ontology annotation, biological process: lipid metabolic process. The coding region runs from base 85 to 1008 and encodes 307 amino acids. Gene Ontology annotation, molecular function: phosphoric diester hydrolase activity. The transcript has 7 exons.
GCUAGCGGGACUGCGUGGACUUCGGUGCUCCCCCUCCGUCUCGCGUGGACACCCGCGGGGGGCGGGACAGCAGCUGCAACCCCCAUGGGAGACCAGGCAGACUGGAUGUCGCAGCUGUGCCCGCGGCUGUGGGAUGUCCCGCUGCACCAGCUGUCCAUCCCAGGGAGCCACGACACGAUGACAUACUGCCUGACCCUUAAGUCUCCGAUCUCCCGUGCAUGCUCUCGGCUACUGCACCUGCUGGGCCGGGUCGUGCCUUUCAUCACCCGGCCCGUGGUGAUGAAAUGGUCGGUUACGCAGACUCUGGACGUGACACAACAGCUGGAUGCAGGAGUGCGGUACCUGGACCUGAGGAUCGCACAUGCGCCCGAGAGCUCUGCACAAAACCUGUGCUUUGUGCACAUGAUGUACACGAAGACGCUGGUAGAGGAUACCCUCACUGAGAUAGCUGAGUGGCUGCAAUCCCACCCCCGCGAGGUGGUCAUCUUAGCCUGCAGGAACUUUGAGGGGAUGACGCGCGAGCUGCACGACUAUCUAGUGGGCUGCAUGGUGAACAUUUUCGGAGACAUGCUGUGUCCAAGCGGGGAAGUCCCUACACUGGGGCAGCUGUGGGCACGUGGGCAACAGGUCAUCGUGUCCUAUGAGGACGAGGCCACAGUCAACCGCUAUGAUCAGCUGUGGCCUGCGAUCCCAUACUGGUGGGGGAAUGCAGUAAAGCCCGAGGUGCUGCUGCGGUUCCUGGAGACCAUGAAGGACCACGGCCGCCCAGGUGGUCUGUUCGUUGCUGGCAUCAACAUCACUGAGAACCUGUGCUACAUCCUCCUGCACCCAGUGGGCUCCCUGGAAGAGAUGACUCGUCGCAGCCUCCCACUCAUGACCAAGUGGGUACGUGAGCAGCAGCCGGGGCAGAGCCCUCACUGCACCAACAUCAUCGCGGGCGACUUCGUGGGUGCAGAUGGCUUUGUGAGUGAGGUCAUUAGCCUGAACCGGAAACUGCUAUCUCCAUAACUGCCACGCCCCCAAGAUGGAGUCACCACUUGAGUACUUUGCGCAGCCCAGAGAGUCACAGACUCAGAAUGUUUUGCUGUGACGCUGCUGUG